Molecule: messenger RNA, 4202 nt
Organism: Clupea harengus (Atlantic herring)
Lineage: Eukaryota; Metazoa; Chordata; Actinopteri; Clupeiformes; Clupeidae
Gene: phex
Product: phosphate regulating endopeptidase homolog, X-linked
Biological process (GO): protein processing
Cellular component (GO): plasma membrane
Molecular function (GO): metalloendopeptidase activity
Source: RefSeq, a predicted model, not a curated record
UGCUCCUCCUGGCAUGUGUGUAGUGUGACUCCAGCUGCCCGUGACCUCUCAGUGGUGCGCCGAGCACAAGGGGGGAGUUAAAAACACCCUCCCUGGACACUUGCACAAACACACACACACACACACAUUUACCCACGCUCACACAGCAGGCCAGGAGGACAAACUCCACCAACACACACACACACCCAGACACACGCGGGCGGUGCACACGGCUCUCAAAGGAUUUGCCUCCCGGGACCAAGCCAGCCAGCAGUGGAGUGGACCCAGAGCUGAGGAGUGAAGAUCCGGCACCGGAGAGGACUAAGAGACACGGUCUUGGACUUAACAUCUGGUCAGAGGAGAGAGAGAGGGACAGGGUCUGUCAGGUGGAGAGGAGAGAGAGAGAGAGUUAGAGAGUGCAAGAGAGAAAGAAGUGGCAGGUUGAGUGGAGAGGUUGUCAGAAAGAGAGAGAGAGAGAGAGAGAGAGAGGUGUAGCAGGUUGAGUUAGGCUACAUUUAGACGUACCCCAUGGAGAUGGAACGGCUGAAUGGACACGGAGGAUUCAAAGCGGACGCUGGGCCAGUGAAGAUCUUAAAAGCAGCGCUGGCGGUGUCUGCGUGCAUCUGUCUGUCACUCCUCAUCGCUGUCUUCGUAGUUUCACAGAAAAGCAAGGAGGAAUUCUGCCUGACCCCACAAUGUAUUGAAGCAGCGGGCUCGGUCCUCAGCAAGAUGGACCGCUGUGCAUCCCCCUGCGAUGAUUUCUUCCAGUACGCCUGCGGAGGCUGGAUAAAGGACAAUCCCAUUCCGGAAGACUCUUCCAGCUAUGGCAUCUACCCAUGGCUGAGGCAAAAUGUGGACGUCAAACUGAAAGAGCUCCUUGAGAAACCUGGAGAUGCAGCAGACAUCGAGGCUGUUCAGAAGGCCAAGGUCCUCUACCGAUCAUGCAUGAAUGAGGGGCUUCUGGAGCAGGAGGACGCCAAGCCCCUGCUGAAGGUUCUUAAGCAGCGGGAGUUCCGCUGGCCAGUUCUCGGGGACGCUCUGGGUGCCGGGUGGCAGUGGGAAGAGUCCCAGUUCGACCUGUUGCAGACGCUGGCUGAGAUCCGCAAGCAACACAGCAAGUCCGUCCUGGUCCGGUUCUACGUCUCCCCUGACGACAAGAACUCCAACAAGUACAUCAUUAAGUUUGACCAGGCAUCUCUCACCCUGCCCUCCAGAGAAGAUUAUGUUACCAACACCACAGAAGCACAGAGGUAUCGGGAGGCCCUGCUGAGUCUGAUGGUGGACCUGGCUGUCAUGCUUGGGGCCGACCAGCAGGCGGCUGAGGCUCAGAUGAGGCCGGUGCUGGAGUUUGAGAUUAAGGUGGCCCAGAUUAUGAUCCCCUUUGAGAAUCGCACCAGUGAGAACAUGUACAACAGAUACAGCCUGUCGCGUUGGCAGCGCUCCGUUCCAGAGUUUAACUGGAUGAAUUUCAUCAAAGCCUCCAUAGACACUAAGCAACACCCAGACCUGGUAAUUUCCUCAUCAGAGCCAGUUAUAGUGCGUGCCCCACAGUACUUCAAAGACCUCUUCAAGCUCAUCAACAGCACAAACCCGAGGACUGUUGUUAACUACGUCAUGUGGAGGACGGUUCUCUCCAGGGUCUCCACCCUCAGCAGGAGGUUCCUCUACCGAUACCUCGACUUCGAGAGGGUCAUAUCAGGGACCACCUCCCUCACCCCUCGCUGGGACAAGUGUGUGAACUAUGUGGAAAACACUCUCAUUUAUGCCACUGGACGACUGUUUGUCGACAAGCACUUCCAAGAAGAUAAGAAACAUAUGAUGGAGGAGCUGAUUGAUGGAAUCCGCUGGGCCUUCAUCGACAUGCUGGAGAAGGAAAAUGACUGGAUGGAUGAGACCACCAAAAAGAAAGCUGUAGAAAAGGCUCAUGCAGUUCUUCCGAAGGUGGGCUAUCCAGAGUUUAUCCUGAAUGACACCUACAUCAAUGAGGACAUCAAAGAGCUGACGUUCUCUGAGAAGGACUACUUUGGGAACGUGAUGCAGACGCUUCGCUUCAUCGCACAGUCAGACAUCGGCUGGCUCCGGAAGCCUGUUCCCCGCACAGAAUGGUUCACGAAUCCCACCACAGUCAACGCCUUCUACAGCUCAUUCACUAACCAGAUUAGGUUUCCUGCAGGGGAGCUGCAGAAGCCCUUCUUCUGGGGUCUGGACUACCCGCGGUCGCUGAGUUAUGGAGCCAUUGGUGUCAUAGUGGGACAUGAGCUGACACAUGGUUUCGAUAAUAACGGUAGGAAAUAUGACAAAGAUGGGAACUUAGACCAGUGGUGGACCAAUGCCUCUAUUCACCGCUUCACUGACAAGACCCAGUGUAUGGUGGACCAGUACAACUCCUAUCACUGGAAAGAGGCUGGAUUAAAUAUUCGAGGGAAGAGGACACUUGGAGAGAACAUUGCAGACAACGGUGGAAUCCGUGAAGCCUUCAGGGCAUACAGGAGGUGGAUAGACAGAGAGAGAUCUGGUAAGGAGGAACCUCUCCUGCCAGGAAUGGGUUUGACCAACAACCAGCUCUUCUUCCUCAGCUACGCCCAUGUGCGCUGUAACGCAUACAGACCAGAAGCUGCUAGAGACCAGAUUCAGAGUGGUGCUCACAGUCCCCCACAGUACAGGGUUGUCGGGGCGAUGAGCAACUUUGAGGAGUUUCAUAAGGCCUUCAACUGCCCAGAUACAUCCAUCAUGAACAGGGGAUCCCAGUCGUGUCGAGUGUGGUAGCAAGGGAUGCUACCAAUGUACACUCUUCUACAAAUGACAUCAAAUCAUCAUAAGCACUGACUCUCUGGAUAGCAUGCAAGUUUAAAAAAAUAAACACAACUAGUCAAGGAAAAGGAAAAACUGGAAUAGAAUGAUUCUGAAGAAAACAUUCGUAUUGCUAUACAUCCGAGGCCUGAACAGUCACAGAGAAUGGUGAUGCAGUGGGCAUGGUCCAGAUAUUUUAUUUACCUACAUGUGUGUUUGCAUUGUUACUGUAAGGGAUGAUAGUUGUGCUUUCUCCAAUCUCUUCAGUCCUGCUGAAUCACAAUGUAUGUGAUUAACUGCUAUUGUUAUGAUUCUGUAAUUGAUGCAAAUGUGAUGGUUUAAAAGCGCCGACUCAUGCACUCUACACUGUAUCUAAAAUAAAUAGGAGGCUAGUUUGUUUUCUUUGUAUUUCUCAAUGUUACCUAUUUUCUGAUUGUCAACUAUUCUCAUGACUGAAGAGAUUAUUGUCACUGUAGAACAGGCAAUACAGUGUCUUUGGAUUUGUAUUUGUUCUCUGUUUGAGCGUGUGUGUGUGUGUGUGUGUGUGUGUGUGUGUGUGUGUGUGUGUGUGUGUGUGUGUGUGUGUGCGUGUGUGUGUGUGUGUGGUGUGUCGUGUGUGUGUGCGUGUGUGUAUAUGUGUGUGUAUCUGUGUGCCUGUGCCAACUGAGCUCUGAUGAUAGCAUGUGAAAAGUAGAAAUCCACAUCUGAGCAUUCUGCUUUUCUUGAUCUGCAUUCUGGUUAUUGCUGCAUGCUUGAUUUCGAUGUUGGCCUUUCAAAUCUAGUAAGCACAUUUUAGAUGUGAACUCCUGCCCAGAAGGGUGGGAUUGCUCAUUCAGCCGCUCUUGUUUUUAUUGAACAUUCCAUGUAGGUUAUGGAGAUUGCUGACAUUUUGAAAUCUGAAAUGUGAUUGAAAUAACUGGCUGAAAUAGUUUGUCUUCGAAACCUCAUUAUGAUUACCAUAAUGUGAUGACUGGGACCGAUCAAAUAAUCAGAAAUAAGGAUUGUCAUUGGGGGGGUUUCAAAUGCCUUGUUUCACUAAGCAAAUAGGAUCAGUACAGUGGGAAGUAGUCUAUAUAAUUUCUGUGCCCCCCCCCCCCCCUCUCUCUCUCUCAUUAAGUCAUUUUUUUCAUUCCCUAUUUAAUUGUAAUAAUUCCAUUUUUAAAUUUUUGGAAAGAAAAAGAUUCAAUUAAGGAAGGUCCUUUACGAACCACCAAGUUACUCCCAGUGGAUAAGAGUCUCCUCCUAAAUAACAUCAGCUUCUAGUAUCACUCUGUGCUGUAGUGCUGGUGAUUGGUGGGUGAUCCCACCUUCCUCACUGCUGACAACUAGAUUUGACUACCUCAGUAAAAUCAGCUGAAUUGUUAGAAGUGUCAUUUUUUUUUCUUUGUUCAUAACCUACCCAAUAAAAUCAUAACAAGUUUUGCAGACCUUUA